AUGAACUAUUUAGAUGAAACAACAUCCAUUGGACUGGAUUAUUUGAAAUCUGUUGGAGCAUAUCCGGAUACACAAUUGGUAACCAUGAACGAAAAUCAAUUUACUGGACAAUUUAUUUCGUCAAUCAUUUUAGCACACAUUGAUUUUGAUAAUGAAAAUCAUUGGAUCGAACAAUUUAACAAAGGUUCAAUCGAUAGUUCUUUCUCAUUUGAUUUUCAUCCAGAUACAUUCAAACAAUUGUUUCUAAUUAUUGAACAAUUGAUUGACGACACUAAAUCAGAAAGAAAUCCAACGAUUAAAUUUAUUCUCAUCGUGUGUGUGAGAUUAUUUACAACACAUUUGAAAUUUUUCUGUUCUUUGGAAUCUAAUAUUAACAAAGACCUAUUUUCAAUAAAUGAUGAAUGGAGUAAAUCUUAUUUAUGGGAACGUUUUCAAUCAUCCAAUGAUAUCAAUUUAACUACAUUUGCUACGGACAUUGAAUUGCAUCAAUGGUUUCAAUUAUUCUUCCAAAUAGUUUCUAACCAUGAUGAACAAUUCCAAUCUACAAUAUUAUGUCAAGAAGCAUCACGAGCUUUAAUUUAUCUUCUUGACAAAACAACAUCGUCAUUUAUUGAGAAAUUAUCAUUUAUACAUAAACAUAUUUUCGAGAACAAACAUCCUGUAUUAAUCGAACAAUUAUGGUUCGAAUUGAACAGAAAAGUUACUCUAUUAUCUUGGAUCGAAGUUCUUUGCGAUGAGAAAGAAAAUCAAGCGGAGAAAAGUGUAGCCUUUCACAAAUUACAUUUAUUGAUUGAUAUCUACUUAAAUCCAUCGAAUGAUUUCGAAAAAGAACAAAGACUAAGAAUAAAAGAACUCUUAUUAUCAUUUCAGAAACUUUUAUUAUCUCGAAUGAUUUUACAAUCUUGUAAAAUAGAUGAUAUUCCAUUUAUAAAAUCGAACAUUGAAAUAGAUGAAAUCGUCUUCUCGACUUCUACUGUUACUACUACAACUGGUAUCUCUUCUUUGAUGGUCAAUUAUAUUACCCGUAUAGUAGUUAAUCAUAUUGAAACAGACGAAGUUUUCAAUGAUUUCUUGGAUUCGAUUCUACUCACUUGGUGUUUUCUGGUCAACACUCCGGAGAAAACCAAUUUUGCAGUACUUCAGCCAAUAUUUACUGCUGUUCUACCACAAUUAGCUGAUUAUAUGUUACAAAAUCAUGUUCACGAAGCAAAUGUGAACACUCAUCUUCAUUCUCUGUCAUGGCUCUUGGCUCGGAUGACUCAAUUUUUGAUUGUUGGUUCAUCACGAAACUCAUUGGAAAAGAAAUAUGUCGAUCAAUUGAAUUCAAUAUUGUUUUCUAAUGGAUUAGAACAAAUCCUCGAAAAUAAAACGCGAUAUUUAUCAGAUUUAUUUCAAUCAAAUUUGGCUUUAUACAGUCAAUUUAUAUUCGAUGACUAUCAAGAACAAUCAUCAUUGGACAAUGAAUUUCUCAUGUCUAUAUAUGCUAAUACUGGUCCAGGUGCACAAUUGAUAGACAAAAUGCGACUUCAUAUUAAAGAAAAACAUCGUUUACUUCAAAAAUCCAUUGAAAAAUUAGCUAAUGAUGCUUGUGCUGCUCUAUUUGCUGUCUAUAUAAAACAUUAUCGACGCAUCAAUUUAGCCAAAUUGGAAGCGUCUCGAACGGAUAAUGAGAAACCACACAGUAAACUUUUGACACUUUUUGAAUAUGCAAAUCAUGUUCAAACAUUAUUUGUCACAAUCAAAGGACAAGGUGGUGAUUGUCAAGAAUUAUGUAAUCAUAUUAAAACAAAUGCACUUUUUCUCUUAUUAACUGUCAAAGAAAAUCAUUUAAUACCUAUCAUUCAUGAAGAAUCAAUACAAACAGCAACUGAUGUUACAUUCACAGGCAAUGUACAAGAAAAUAAAGUAUCGAAAUUAAUGCGAGAAAACUCACGAUGGACAACAGCAAAACAUAUUUUUCGAAUACUUCGAAAUACAUUACGAGUUUUCAAUCAAUUGAAAAAAUUGAUAAAAUCAAAAAAAGAACUCAUCCAACAAAAACAAGAUUAUGAAAAUCUUCUUCAUGAAAUAAUUGACAUUUAUGUCUAUGGAAAUAUAUCCAAAGCUUCAAUAUUAGCAACAAUUCAAGAAAAGAAAUCCAUAUCUGAUGAUCUUGUACAAUGUAUGUAUCAACAAUAUGAAAGAGCUAUGACAAGAUUGAUUACAUAUCGAUUUAGUGAAACAUUUAUUCGAAAACUUCUUGAUACUCAAGAUGAAAAUCGAAUUCACACAAUUCUUACUAUCUAUUUGCCACAUUUAAGACAAGCUGAUGUACAAUGGUCAUAUUUGAAUAAUAUUGAAGCAUCAAAUAGUAUAUUAAAAGAAGAUAUCGGUAAUAGAUAUUACUCGUGUAUUAAACAUAUUCUUUCCUAUUCAUUACAAUCAAUUAAUUCAGAAAGAACAAACUUAAUCGUACUAGUAUUUAAUCUAUUGAAUAUAUCCUAUCAAUCAGCUGAUAUUUAUCAUUUACAUCGUUAUCAAUUCGUUGAAACAAUUUUUACAUCAUGGAUUAGUUCAAUAAAAAAAUUUGAUGAUCUCGCAACUGGAUUGAAAAUGAAAUUUAUUGCAUAUAAUUGGUUUCGAUUAUUUGUUUUAAGAUUAUGUGAAAAUAUUCAAAUAGAAGAAGUCAAUGGUAUAACGAGUUCAUUAUUACAAGAACAACAAGAUUUUAUUUUCAAUAAAUUAAUAUUCAAUGAAUUAAAACAAUUGAAAAAAAUCUUUGAAACAACUACAGAAAAUCAAGAGCCUGAUUCUACGACAGAAAAAAAUGAUUCAUUAAAUCAUAUUGCUUUCAGUUGGUUCCUAACGAAAAAUGAUACAUCGAACAUAUCGAAUUUUCUAUCUUCGAAAUUAGAUAUUGACCUUUGCAUUAAUCAAUGGAUGGUACUUCUACUUCGAUGUAUUCAUAUGUAUCCAAAUGCUCUAUCUAUUUGUACGACAAUCGAUUAUAUUGAUGAAUUUUUAUCUAUUUAUCAUCGAAGUCAACAUAUAAGUAGUAUUUUACUUGCAUUGAAAAUAUUACGUUAUUUAAUUUCAUUUUCUUCGGAAACGACAAAUGAAAUAACAAAUAUAUGGAUAAAAAAUAUUUUAACAGAAAUUUUCAAUUCAAUUGAUGGAAAUUUUCGAAUACAACAAAUUAAAUCAGAUAUCAUUACUGAGUUAAUUAAUUUCUAUCGAACAAUUAUGUCAGUGAAAUCUGCUUGGCAAUCGAUGGCUACACUACUUGUUGUUGAGAACAUAACAUCGAGUUUUAAUGACUUGAAAUCGCUUGAUAAUAUUGAUGAAAAUCAAAUGAACAAUCUCGUUGCAUCAUUAUAUAUAUUAGGUGGAUAUAUUCAAUCGUAUGGCCUAGGUUCGAUCGUGAAAACCUAUGUUGAAGAUGAGAAUCUCAAUAAUUUAUAUUUGGCAUUGAUCACAGAAAUCAAAAUUGAUGUUCAAGAUUCGAACACAUCAGAAAAGUCAUCCUACUUUAUUCAAUAUUCUCAAUUAGAUAAGGCUGAAUGGAUUACGGUUGAUCAAUUAAAAUUAGAGAUUGAUGUUCCACCACCAAAUUUAUUCUCAUUACCUCAAGCCAAUGAAAUGGUUCAUUUAAUUCUUGACAAAUUGGGAUCUUUUAUACAAAUGGACACAUCUAGAACUGAUUCCAUAGUUUUAUUACAACUGAAACGUUGUAGUAUAGGUGCUUUGUAUCAUCUACUAAACGAUCGAAAACUGAUAGAAAUAUUUAUGCAAAAAUCUUAUGCAUCUGUUCUGGCAGAAUUGGCUAUUGCAAGUAUGCCAUCGAAAAAUCGACUAGCAUUACAUGAUCUACGAGAGUUCAAUAAAGAACAUUUAGAACAAUAUUGUUUAAGUCUCAAUAACUGCAAUCAUUUGAAAACAAUUGCGGACAAUGAUAAUGACAAAGAGAAUGUUUCUCAUGACAUCAAACAAAAUAAUAUUACUGAUACAUCAUCAUUUAUCAUUUGGAAUAAUGAUCCAAUUCAUCGUGAUCCACAGAUCGUUGAUGCAUUAUCUUUCAAUUCGUUGAAAUACAAUGGAUGGAAAGUGAAAGCAUCAGAAGCAGAAAUCGAACUGUACAAACAAGGUCGAAUAGGAAAUGAUGAAAUUGUUCUUGCUCCAAUGCCACAUAAUAUUGCUGAUACAGAAGUAUUUGAAGAAUGCGGUAAUACACAUCGAUUUCGAGGACGUAUCGAUACAAGUCAUGAUAGCAAACAUAAUGAGUUUGUGACUUUUAUUCUUAAUAAUUUACAAGUAAACAAAGGUAAAUGGUAUUUUUGUAUUAAAUUGCCACUCGGUGGAUUGGUUCAAGUGGGAUGGGCAACAGUUGGAUUCUCACCACAAGCCAGUAAUGGUCUUGGAAUCGGCGAUGAUUCCUAUUCAUGGUCGUACGAUGGAUCACGUCAUGUUCUCUUCCAUAAUGGUCGUUAUGAGUAUCCGACGGAUGAUAUUUCCUGGAAAGAAAACGAUGUGUGUGGUUGUGGAAUCGAAAUUGAUGAUGAAAAUACACGAAUCAAAUAUUGGUUAAAUGGAAAAUUCUUGGGCACAGCUUUUGCACAGGAGUCAUAUAUGGGAUCGACAACAGUGAAAUGUAACAUUAAGCCUAAUGGAUCGAAUACUGCCUAUUAUCCUGGAGUUUCUUUGCAAUCGUAUAGUUAUUGUUCGAAUUGUUGUGAAUUUAUACUUUGUCCAGAAGAUAUGACCGAGUGUCCAUUACCUGACGGUUACAAACCAUUACUGUUGCCAGAAUUAGUUAAUACGGAAAAUUCAAUUGUUGCUUAUCCUUUCAGUGCUUAUUUAAUUGGAGAUGAUAUUCAAAAUUAUUUUCACACAUCUCGACUAAGCAAUUCAAGAACUCGUUUACGUGACUUUGUCAACGAGCAUCAUCUAGAAACAGCGUUCAGUCUUGAUGAUCAUCAUUUAAUUUUAUCUGAAACUAGUAACGGUUUUCCAUUUCCUAUUGACAAUUUAGCAUCAUCACUCACAAUUAGCUUUGAUUUUAAACUUAUUACGUCAACUGAUAAUAGUUCGAACAACAACACUAAUAUUCAAUUAUUUACAUUGACUACAAUGGAAAUAUUUUCAGUAGAAAUACCAAAAUUAAGUGAAAUGAACGAAGAGACACAAAUAGCAAUCGUAUUUCAACCGAACGAACAACAAAUAAAACUCUAUAUGAACAAUAGAUGUCGAAUAUUCUAUGGAAGAUUUGAUCAUGAAAAUACGGUAAAACUGAUGUUACAUAUUUUGCCCAAUACUAGCGCUGGAAUUCGAAAUCUCGCAAUAUGGAAAUAUGCUUUAUCGAAUGAAGAUAUUCGUCGUCUAUUCACUUAUGGUUUAUUCUAUGUGGCUAUCGAUUAUCAGCAAUUGAAAGAAUAUCGCAGACAAGUGAAUAUGUUCACAUUUACCAAAAAUCAGCAAGCAUUUGUUGAUGAAUUACUUGUACCAUUUAAUCAACCAUUCGAAGAGAAUUUGUGGAAAACAAGAAAAAUACAAAUCGAUCACGAUGAAUCGAUCUAUUUCAAAUCCAUCGAUGAUACUGAUCGAUCUGUUGUUCAAUUUUUUGGCAACAAAACUUAUCUCACUCUAGAUAUAUCUACUACACAAUACUCUGAAUUGACACUUAUACUCGAUAUUUUUAUACCAAAUUUUCCAAAGAAUAACGAACAAUUAACAUUAGUGAUAUUGAAUUCACAACUAAGCAUUUGUCUAGCUCAUGAUGGUCGUCUUUUUCUUUCAUCGUACAAUCGAAUUUUACAGACGAGUACAUCAACAUAUAUUCUAAAUGAAUAUGUACGUUUUGUUAUUUCGAUUAAUGACAACUAUGCUAAAAUCUACAUGAAUAGUUCAUUAAUUAUUGAAUAUGAUAAAUUUACAACGGAAGCUAAUCCAAUUUAUCUGUUUAGAGAAAAUGAUUUGACGAAAAAUACAAUUAAUGACGAUACAUUACGAAUUGAAUGCAAAUUAAUUAGUUUUCUUAACCGAACUGUUCCAAUAGAUGAUCGAAUGAACUCAUCAGAAUGUUCAUUAGACUCGUUAAUUGCACCACCUCUAUCACUUAGUGUAUCAAGUUUAAGUGCCAUCGGAUACAAAGCAACAUGGAUUGAAUCGAUCAUAAAAUCAUCGAAAACAUUCAAUAUUCAAAUGUUCGAUACGUUGAUUCGUGAACAAAAAGAACAAUUAAUCCAGGUGGAUCUAAAACAUCGACGCGAUUAUUAUUUGAAUAUAUUGUCGAAAUUAGCUCCAUCAAUCGAUCAAAACAAAUUGGAAAAUUUGAUCAUGUCUAUUAAGCUUGAAAAUGAUGAUGAAUUGUUAGUAGCAGCUGAAUUGAUGUUUGCCUGUUGGAAUGAUUUACAAAGAUCAACAAUUUCAACUGAUGACAACAACGAAAAUGAAUCAGCGGAUAAUAAACAGUUUCAUCAAAUUGUACGUGGUUUAUGUACUCAAAAUAGUCUCAUCGAAUGGCUUCACGACAAAUCAACGAAUAAUGAAGAUGAUGAUCUCGCUACUCAACUUGUGGAUCUGAAUCAAUCCAUAUUAGAACGAUCGAUUGCAACUACAUCAAUUGAAAAAUCACAUAAGAUAGAACAGAAAUCAAUUCAAUAUUCACAUCAACAUAUUUCAUAUCAGCAAUAUUCAAAUUCACGAAUGGCAUGUGAACAUGGAUUAAUCUCGAUCUAUACCAGAGAGAUCAUCUUUAAUCUUCUCAAUAUUUGGUCGAAUAAUGGUCAAAAUUUAUUUCCAUUAGAAAAACUUGCUAAUUACCAAUCGAUUGUUACUUUACUGCGAUUGAUGGAUUAUCAUUACAGUUCCAUUAGUGAGCAAACAAAUGAAAAUAUUGAUAAAGUGAGUGUCAUAGCAAAGUCUAUUGUUAAAACUGAAAUCGAUGAAUUACAAAAGCACAUGAGAACAGUUAAUGAAAUGGAUAGUGAUUUAUUUCAAAGCAAAACUCCUUUUCUGAAUCAAUUGCAAAAGUAUCUCAUUGGUCAAUUAAUUCUUUGCUUAGCAACACCAUCGUUUCUAUCGAAGAAUUCUCAUGAGGAAACAUCUAAUAUCAACGAACAAAUCAUAAUGAAACAGCCAAAUGUGAGAUUUCUUCUCACAUUGAUUAAUAUAUUAGCAGAAUUAAUAGCAGAUAAAUCAACAAUGAAUCAACAGGAAAUCGAUCUAAUUAUUCCAUUCGUAUUUCCAGAAAUGUUAAUCAAUCUUCUAUUUGAUCUAUUUCUCAUAAAUUCAAUGUAUCAAACAGAAAUCGUUGUCCUUCGUUUAUUCACUACGUAA
Molecule: messenger RNA, 7314 nt
Organism: Rotaria sp. Silwood2
Lineage: Eukaryota; Metazoa; Rotifera; Eurotatoria; Philodinida; Philodinidae
Source: the annotation of a GenBank genome assembly